AUGGUGACACGGCUGGCACCGCAACUUUGCGACCAGAAUCAGCCGGUUUCCCCGAACGCCUCCAAUCUCAACUCUUGGAAAGCACCGGGUGGCAGCAUCUCGUCAUGCAAGCGUUGCCUGCUUUGUGCGUUGUUUGCUUUGUCGGUCAUCCUGCUUUGGAAGUGCUACCCUGGCUUCGUCUUUACUCUGAGAUCUGCCUGGCAUUACGUGGAGGAUUUCGUGGACGUCCGUCCUUUUCUCAAGUCCUCCUCCGUCUUGGCCAUCUCGAAUGCCGGGGGCAGUGAGGAGUGCCCACGUCAGCGGAGGUGCUGGUGCUGCCAACGCGAACCCUACCCGCAGCUGACGGCCCCGUCGAGGGGGAGCCAAAAGAGGUCCGGACAGGAUGCUGGGGUCUUCGGGGGCCUGAGCCUGGGAACCGGCCACGUCAGCCCGGAAACCUUCCGGCUCUUCGCGUUUCCGCCGGCGUCUGAGGUUCCGAAAGCUUCCGAGGUUCGAGAGGGGAAGAGCGCCUCCGAGCUUUGGGCCACCAUCGAGGAGUGCAAUGCCUUGCAGCCGGAAUGGUCCCGAGUCUUGCCGCAGCACGUGGUCUUGAGCCAGGACAUGCCCGUGAGCGUCAAAGGCGAGAUCCAGCGGCAGUCGUUGCAGAAACGCAUGGAGCCCACGCUCUCCUGGCUGUUGUUGGGUGGGCCUUCCCCGGAUGCAGAUGCAGCAGCAGCAGCAACCUGGCUGGUAGAAAACCUGGGGAGCAAGGAGCCGUCCUUUGAUUCGCUUGCGAUGGCAAGGGAUCAGAAACCUCCAGCAGAACUUGGCCACUUCUAUUUUGUUAUGAUGAUGGGUGUGUUCCUUUGUCACCAUAAAUUCCUUGUCCGGAGAAUUCUGGAUGACAAGGCUGCCGGGAAUUAUCACGCUCUGAACAAUUUGUGGGGCACCAUGUCCAUGCAAGGAUUUGCGAUGUAUGCAGGGUAUGUGGACGAGCGGGAUUCUCCAACGUUCCGCUCGCUCUGGCAGCUGCUCAUCGUAUGGGUUUUUGGACGUCUCUUAAAAGUAGCGAAACCCGGAGUCGAUAGCAGCUGUGAUUAUCCUUGGUUCUUCAUGUUCAUGUUCUGGGCACGGCUUCUGCACAUUGUCACGCGUUUUCUGCCUACGCGCCGGGCUGCAUGGGCAGUACGGCUUGUGCUUGCAUCUGCCUUACACUUUGGAACAGGCUUCACCGCUGCCAAGAAUUUUCUAGAUAUUGAGGGAGGUGAUCCGCAGCCGCUGGCAGUGGCUCUUGUGCCUUAUACUCGCCAGGCCGGCUCGCACCUGAUUCUGUGGUACUUCGGCUUUGGGGCGCUGCUUGGGUGGAUCAAGCCCUUCUUAGUGAAGACAGCCAGUUGCAAGUGCGGCGCAGCAUUGCUGCUGAGCGCCGUGCUGAAAUACUUCAGCAUCAUAAACUACGAGUACGAGCGCGAUCCUUCCUCUGGCGCAGGCUACAGUGGAAUCGCAGCGGAUGUGGGUCAUGACAUGUUCGUGGACAUCUUACAUUGCUUCCUGUCCUUCCUGGCCCUUCUUUGUGUUCUCAUCCGUGUGCCGCGCCAGAAGAUGGCACAUGGCAAACCACCCAAACUUGGUGAGCGUUUAUCACGGGACGAAAGUCUGGGAAUUGAUCAACUACAAGUUCUCGAUCUUCUUGGGGCCGACAAUCCCGGCAGGCAUUGGAUCGUGGGGAUAUCUGCCGGCCAACCAUGA
This is a messenger RNA of Symbiodinium sp. CCMP2456, 1728 nucleotides long. Lineage: Eukaryota; Dinophyceae; Suessiales; Symbiodiniaceae. The record is from the annotation of a GenBank genome assembly.